CCUGUGACACCGUCGCCACGGCAACGCGGCCAUACUGGCCCCAACGGACCGGGGGUUCUGGGCUGCGGCGGCCGCGGCCUCGUGGGCAGAGCCGGCGGCAUGGACAGCCUCUUCGUGGAGGAGGUGGCCGCCUCCCUGGUGCGGGAGUUCCUCAGCAGAAAGGGCUUAAAGAAGACAUGUGUGACCAUGGACCAGGAACGCCCACGCUCCGACCUCAGCAUAAACAGCAGAAACGAUCUCCGCAAGGUUUUGCAUCUUGAAUUUCUCUACAAGGAGAACAAGGCAAAGGAAAAUCCUCUAAAAACAAACCUCGAACUCAUUACCAGAUACUUUCUGGAUCACUUUGGGAAUACUGCUAACAAUGUCACUCAAGAAACACCAAUUCCUGCACUCUCAAUUCCAAAGAAAAAUAUCAAAUCACCACCAAGAUGCUCAGAGACCACGCUGGUGAAUAUAUAUGACCUUGCAGAGGAAGAUGCAGGAUGGAGAACAUCGUUGUCAGAAACAAGCAAAGCCAGACAUGACAAUCUCGAUGGGGAUUUACUUGGUAAUUUUGUAUCAUCCAAAAGGCCCCCACACAAACGUAAGCCCACGCAGGCUGUCCCAGGUGAAAGUCCCCCCGUGGCCCCUGCAUGGGAGAAGAUGGACAGGCUUCAGUUGUCAGAACCUUCCUUGGACACGAAAAGGAUGGGAGAGAAGAUCAGGCCAAAGUCUGGCCUGAUUGUCCGAGGCAUGAUGACCGGGCCCAUCGCCAGUUCCCCGCAGGAUUCCCUUCGCAAGCGCUCCCUGAGGCGGUCCCUGUCCUUGAGCAGCGGCGCCCCCCAGGCCUCCGAGGAAGAGGGCCAGAAAGUGCCUGAGCUCUCCGCCAGUGCCCCGGCCCAUCCUGCAGCCCAGGAGGGCCUGGCAUCCAGCACUGGCUCCACUUCCAGAAGUCCCCUGGGCCCACUCAGUGAGCUGACCUCAGAAAAACAGAAAACCACACCCAGCAGCCCCCCUCACUUGCCCAGCAAAGGGCUCCUGCAGAGGGGGAGCGGCAGGUGGCGAGAUCUUGCAGAGGACAGCCCAGCUGUGGACAGUGGCCCGGAGGGCAACAGGAUGCCCUCGAAGUUCUCCUUGCCAGGUGGGAGUGCCAGGACGACCCAGGAGAGGCUGGAGAGAGCGUUCACAUGGCAGGGGACCCAGCCCCUGCCCCUCAGGAAAAAUCGAUUGCCAGUGUCCAGCAAGGCUGAUGGGGAGCUGAGCGUUUUGCAGCUUGAGGAUGUGGAGGAUGAAUUGGUAAGGGAAGAAGUCAUCCUGUCUCCAGUCCCAUCCAUGCUCAAGCUGCAGAUAGUGUCAAAGCCAAUCGACCUCUCAGUGGCCAAGGACAUAAAGGCCCUUCUGUUUGGUUCCAGCUUUUGCUGUUUCAAUGAGGAAUGGAAACUUCAGAGUUUUUCCUUUAAUGACAAAGCCUCGUUAAAAUACGGCAUCGUGCAGAACAAGGGGGGUCCCUGUGGGGUUCUGGCAGCUGUCCAAGGCUGUGUCCUACAAAAACUCCUGUUUGAAGGAGAUAGCAAAGCUGACUGCGUUCGGCCGCUGCAGCCUUCCAAUGCCCACAGGACCCACUGCCUCGCCCUGGCCAUCGCGGACAUUGUGUGGCGGGCCGGGGGCCAUCAGAGAGCCGUGGUCACACUGGCUUCAGGAACACAGCAUUUCAGUCCAACAGGGAAAUACAAAGCAGAUGGAGUCUUAGAAACACUCACACUGCACAGUUUGACCUGCUAUGAGGAGCUGGUGACUUUUCUUCAACAAAGCAUCCAUCAGUUUGAAGCGGGUCCCUACGGAUGCAUCCUGCUCGCCCUGUCUGCCAUCCUGUCCAGGUCCACGGAGCUGGUUCGCCAGGACUUCGACGUCCCCACCAGCCACCUGAUUGGAGCACAUGGAUACUGCACCCAGGAACUUGUCAAUCUGCUCCUGACCGGGAAAGCGGUGUCCAAUGUUUUCAACGAUGUGGUUGAGCUAGAUUCUGGGAACGGGAACAUCACACUGCUGAAAGGCAUUGCUGCGCGCAGCGACAUCGGAUUCCUAUCUCUGUUUGAGCACUACAACGUGUGCCAGGUGGGCUGCUUCCUGAAGACUCCGAGGUUCCCCAUCUGGGUGGUGUGCAGUGAGAGCCACUUCAGCGUCCUCUUCAGCCUGCAUCCGGAGCUCCUGAGGAACUGGAGGGCUGAGAGGCUCUUCGACCUGUACUACUACGACGGCCUGGCCAACCAGCAGGAGCAGAUCCGGCUGACCGUCGACACCACCCAGACCAUCCCUGAGGACAGAGACAAUGACCUUGUCCCGCCCCUCGAGCUCUGCAUCAGAACCAGAUUCUCAAACAGCUCAAAGGGAGAAACUUGGGAAAGUGGCCUUCAAGGUCAGUGAAGACCCUGGGGAGAAAAGGCCCUGUCUCUUGGGGGAUGAGCCCUGCUUCCCACAGGAGGUCCCCACCCUGACAGGAAGGGGGUAUCUGUGGCGCCAUGGCCUGAAGUCAGGCCACGUCUCAGGUCAUUACCACAGGACCACAGGAGGGACCAGACCUGUGGGCCCAUCACUUCAACUUCAUGGAACUUCUGGGCUGGACUCCAUGGAAGAAACAGCCAGAUAAGACUGGAUUCUUGCUCUCAGAGAGUUCACCAUUGAAUAGAAGUUCAUGAUCGACCCUGUCCUAAUCCAGGGAGAGAUGUGCUGGCUACCCUUAAACCCAGCUCUGUUGCCCCAUAAGGACCUCUGAUGCUCACCCGGGCCAGCACCGAGGACACCACACAUCUGGCCCAUCUGGCAACUUGCCAAGAUCCACAGAAAGGCCCUUGAACACCACCUGAUGUGGGCCUUCCUUUCACAGAUGGGGGUCUCCAGAGUGGAGGUCUGUGCCCCAGGUCAUACCUCGAGUCACAGACAACCCAGGUCCUGGAGCUUAGGCCCGUGCUGUCCCAGCCCUGGGGAAGGUCACAGAGCGGGCAGUGUGAUUUCCCGCCACCUGGCUUUGUUGCCACAGCGACAUUGCACAAGACCAGACUGUCAGCUUUGCCUUCGGGGAAGAGGAUCCUAAGUCGAACUAUCCCAGGUCCUGCGCCACCUCUGCUCUCAAGUGUGACUCGCAUCCCGGCCUCAGGAAGUCUCCCGUUGCCGCCACUCGUGUCAGGAAUGUAGGGUCUGUCCUCCACGCUCCCAUUCCCGCUGUUCUGUAACCAUCUCAGCAAAACCAGACUCAUUUAUGGUCAUUUCCAAACAAGUUGCACAGAAUGACCUCUCGAGCUUCCAGCCUAGCUAGAGCGGGAGAAAAUGAAACAGUUGUCAAUAGUCCAGAGGAAAGAGGAAAGAACUCAUAACCAGGGCCUGGGGCUGGGCCACAGAUGUUUCUAUUUGGAGGCUCAGACAAGAAAUUGAAAAUAUAAUUUCAGUUGGGAACAGUGCCUUCCAGGGGCUGGAGCUGAGUGCCCAACUCCCUCAGCUGUGUCCCCACCUGCCUGGGGGCCUGUGCCAGUCUUCACGCCUCUGCGGACACCCUUCUUGCUCAGGUGCCCUCUUCAUAGUGGCUCUCACCCAUCAAAGGAGGGUUCCCUGGGUGCUCCCACGGCCCCAGCUGCCCCUUCUGAUUCCCUGUCAUGCAACCUGCACACACCCUUGCCCAUUGUGUCCUUGUGGUUGGGUUCACAGAAUACUCAACAUCAUGAUGCAAGGGAGGAGUACAUAAUGGGACUCUGGAGACCUCAGUUGAGUCCUGGCUCUGCUGCUGUCACCUUGUAUGACCUCCAGGAGGGUUGG
This is a messenger RNA of Prionailurus viverrinus (fishing cat), 3786 nucleotides long. It is a transcript of the gene MINDY4, whose product is annotated as MINDY lysine 48 deubiquitinase 4. Gene Ontology annotation, molecular function: cysteine-type deubiquitinase activity; K48-linked deubiquitinase activity. The coding region runs from base 100 to 2403 and encodes 767 amino acids. The record is from RefSeq and is a predicted model, not a curated record. The transcript has 18 exons. Gene Ontology annotation, biological process: protein K48-linked deubiquitination. Lineage: Eukaryota; Metazoa; Chordata; Mammalia; Carnivora; Felidae.